AUGGCUCGUAUCAGCAAAUCCAAAGCUGCAAAGUUCAAUGCACGCACCUUGACCAAGCUUCAAGCGGCCAUCGAGAAGGAUCCGGAGACUGACCUAACAGCGAAAUUGCCCUUGAGGUAUUCCGAUCGUUUGAAUGAUAUGCGCCAGAAUGCCCAGAUUGGCAAGUAG
This is a messenger RNA of Aspergillus clavatus NRRL 1, 168 nucleotides long. RefSeq lists its product as uncharacterized. The record is from RefSeq and is a predicted model, not a curated record. The coding region runs from base 1 to 168 and encodes 55 amino acids. The transcript has a single exon. Lineage: Eukaryota; Fungi; Ascomycota; Eurotiomycetes; Eurotiales; Aspergillaceae.